Messenger RNA from Caenorhabditis auriculariae, 3168 nucleotides. The record is from the annotation of a GenBank genome assembly. Lineage: Eukaryota; Metazoa; Nematoda; Chromadorea; Rhabditida; Rhabditidae.
AUGCCAAGGUGGCGAGGUCAGUACCGCUCGCCAGAGCGAAGGCGUCGACUCAGGGAAGUUAUUGAAGAAGUCGAAGUGGUAGAAGACAACCGGUCGUUAAAGUGGAUUCGCGAGCCGUUACGUCCUGUCGUCGAUGUUGUAAGUUUUUUGUCUUGAUCUUUGAACUAAAUCGUAAAGCUUGACCUUUUUUUUUUAAUAAAAAGAAGAAUGUAAGGUUUGUAGCCGCUGGAAACUCUGGAAGACCAUCCAGGAUUCAACGAUGUGAAUCCGAGAGAAGAGUAUCGAGCCAUCGAUGCAACAGCGACGCUUCUAAUGAGCAGGAUAUACAUCCUACUGUUUCAAUUCAUCGGAGGCCGCUUCGAAAUCUCAACAGACGCUUUUCAAGGUCACCGGGUGCUUGAGAGUAAGUUAUUGGCAAAACAAAUGUUUUCUUCCCAGUUUUUUAAAAAGAAGUUUCAGAUUCUCCAAAAAUAAGAAAUCUAAAAAAAAACUUAUUGAUUACUCUCACGUAUAACAAUAUUGAGCGAAAAAACAAAAGCUAUUUUAAUUCAAUCUAGUAUAUAUAUAUAUUCAUUUUGAGGAAGCAAUAUGACGUCAGCAGAUCUGAGCAUCCAGGAAUAUUGGUUUCGCGGUCUGAUGCGUUGGGACGCUCUUCAGUUCAUGUUCAUCGCGCAGUAUGGCUACAUAUUCGAACAUUCCUUGGCCUUUCUUCCGGCUUUCCCCUGGGCUACUGGGUAGCGGAGCUGUUUUUCCUCCUAGAAACUCAGGUUUAGAGCUCUUGGCGCUUCAGCCGCCGAUUAUUACCGCGCCUUGGUGGGUCCUGUCCACAAAACAACCAUGACGUUACUUAUGGGCCUUAUCAUCAACACCGUAAUCAUUCAUUCUUCUUGAAAGUAUUGUUUUUUUAAAUUACAGUUCACUUUUCUUCAAGCGGGUCAUGUACUUUACUUUAUCACUUUGCGGAUAUCGAAGAGUCAAAAAGCAGCUAUUAUUUCAACUAUUUUGUUUGCGUUCAACCCUGCGUCGAUUUUCUUCACUUCUUUCUAUUCCGAGUCGGUCAGCUAUUUUUAAUUUUGAAAGGAGAGCGAGAAAUUUCUCAAAAUUUCCAUCAAUAUCUUGUUUUGAAAUAGGAAAAUAUCUGUCUUUUUGUUCAGUUGUACACUUUGGUGACGUUCGGGGCCAUAUUUCUGUUGCUUGAGAUGAAAGUUUCGGACGACUUUCCCUUCUUCCUCAGGCUCUCCGGGGCAGUUAUGAUCAUGAUGCUCGGCUGUGUUAUAAGGUUGGUCUUAUUCGCUUCGGUGUGCGAAAAAAGUGAAAGUAUUUCUUCAAAAACUGAAGAAGCUUCUAUGUGUUAUUCAUGUUUUUUCUGUAAGAUAAAAAGAAUCCGCGAAGAACUUUGUAAGACUUUGUAUGAUUUCCUGUCGAACUUCAGAGGUAACGGCAUACUUAACGUCGGCUACCUGGGUUGGUUCCUCACCCGAGAGAUCUUCUGGACGAUGGAGGAAGCUCCGAAACAGCGACGAGUGGUGCCGUCGAACAUUUUUCCGCGUCGCCGGAGUCGCUAUGCUCGUGAAGACGAAGGCGAGGUGUCUCGACCUCUCAAGUGCACUUUCCUCUUGAAGAGAGGUCGUACAGUUGCCUUUGCUCGUCUUUUCUUCGGCUGCUUCAUUCUUACCAUGGCUGUAGUUUUUGCCGUGUCUUUGUGGGUCGCCUACGGCAACCACCAGUCGGACAAUUUCUGCAACUCAAGUUGAUCCUUCCCUCUCUAAUCCCUCUCAUAAGUACGUUUAGGAGCGUUCAUGCGAGUGCCGCAACAGUUCCGAGAAUAUGCGCAGCAAAACAGGCUGACAGUUAUUGGUGAGACACGAAGAAUGCCUUGGUGCGCGUGGCUCGAAAAAAACAAGUUAGCUUUUCAUUUAUUUGUUUUCUUGAUUGAAAUCAAGGCUUCACACGAGAGUCGCAAGUAUGAAAAUGGUUAAGAAUUUGCUGAAACUUGGUAAAAGACCUUCUCUAAGAACUAUGAUCAUUAUCCAAAAGCCAUUUCUUGGUUAGGGCGGCGUGAAAAGCCUUGACUAGAUUACAGAAAUAUUUUUUCAAGUUCUUCUUUCUGAAGAAAUUGUUAUUAGGCUUUUUUGAGAAACGAAUUUCGCAUAAAAGUCUGAAUUUUAUUUUUAUGUUUUUAGUUAAAUAGGUGUUCAUAGUGUUUUAGGGCAGAAUUAAAAAGAGUUUUUUUUUUAAAUGAUCAUUCUUAUUAUGAACUUUUUCCUGGUACUUUUGGGAGCGAGUAUCUGUUUAUGUAAUACGUCAAAGAGGUUUCCCUGUUUUCUAAAGCUAGUUGAACACAUAAUCAUAGGGCACGCUGAAAAAUACUUUAAAAAAAGUUUAAACAUGGAACCAAAAGAUUGUAACUUCUGCAUAAGAUAAUUUAAUGAGAUUUUUUCUGGAUUUCGUGAUUAACAUUCUUUUUUUUUUUUUUCUUAACAUUAAGAAACACGGUGCAAGCGACUUAUGGGUUUCCUGUCUGGUAUCCUGUUGUCCAACGAAAGUACUGGAGAGUCGGCCACUUCGCCUACUGGUCUGUGAAGAAGAUCCCGUGUUUUUUGAUGGCAGCUCCGGCGAUGCUGCUCACUUUGAUAGCCAUUCGCGGCACUUUCCGCGACCUUGCCCGCAGAAAGUUUUCAUUGUAUAAUUUCUCGUUCAUAGUUUUUGUUUUCUCGCAGUCUUACCAAUAUUUGGAUGUGUCUGCUGCAUCAAGAUCAUUUGUUGCCUUACGCUAUCCAUUCUGCCGUUAUCCUUUACUUCGGAAUCUUCUACAUCAACGCCGAGGUUGCACCCACGAGUCCCUCCAAUUCGAAAGAAGUUUUUCUCAGGUGUUCACCCGUAUGAUCUUCUCAAGUUCUCCGUUCCUCUACGUUUAUUAUAGUCAAUGGCUUGCCCAACAAACUUCUCCGGUAAGUUCACUUAUUUGUCUUCUUCUGAAAAAAGAAUACCCUGCAGGCAGUUCCGGAAGGAAGAGUCUCCUACUUCCUCGACCACACGAUGCUGUAUCCGCCCUAUUUGGUGUCUUCAAUUUUCAAUGAUCGGUACGGUCGACUGUUUUAUCUCUACUUCUUUGCCUAUUUCGUGUUUGGCACUGUCAUGCACGCCAUGUUUUUACCGUUUACUUAA